This is a messenger RNA of Cladocopium goreaui, 1551 nucleotides long. The record is from the annotation of a GenBank genome assembly. Lineage: Eukaryota; Dinophyceae; Suessiales; Symbiodiniaceae.
GCUUCACGUUGGCGGAGCCCGAACAGCUCUGUUCAAUUGGCUUUUUGCCAAGUCACAAGGAGGUGAGAUGAUCUUGCGAGUCGAGGACACUGAUGUGGCACGCUCCACGAAGGAGUCAGAAGCUGCCAUUCUGGAGGGUCUGAAAUGGUGUGGCAUCACCUGGGACGAGGGUCCUGAUAUCGGUGGUGACCAUGGGCCUUACCGCCAAUCAGAACGCAUUGAGGCUGGCAUCUACAAAGAGCAGCUUGAAAAGAUGAUUGCAAACGGGAACGCAUACCGAUGCUUCCUGUCGCCGGAGGAGCUGGAUGAGAUGAGGGCCGAGGCUGAAAGGAAUGAUCAGGCCUUCGUGGUGCAAAGUCCUUGGGCCAAUGCAUCAGAGGAAGAGGUGCAGGCCAUGAUUGACCAGGGCAAGCCCUACGUCUACAGAUUCAGGGUACCCUUUGAUAGGGAGAUUGUGGUUGAUGACCUGGUUCUGGGGGAGGUCAUUUGGAAUUCCGAUGACCUUGGUGGAGACUUUGUCAUAGUCCGCCAAAACGGCAUGCCCAUGUACAACUUCGGUGUUGUUGUGGAUGACGCCUUCAUGGGCAUCACGCACGUUCUCAGGGCUCAGGAGCAUCUCAUGAACACGCCUCGGCAAAUUCUCAUGUACGAAGCAUUGGGCCUGAAGGUGCCGACCUUUGCGCACAUGCCCCUGAUCUUGGCUCCGGAUCGAACAAAGCUGUCCAAGCGACAUGGAGCUGUCUCUGUUGGAGAGUAUCAGAAUCGUGGAUACUUGGCAUCUGGCAUGGUCAACUACUUGGCACAGUUGGGAUGGAAUGAUGGGACCAAGCAGGAGAUCUACACGAUAGAGGAGUUGCUGGAUGCUUUCAAGAUGAAUCGCAUGAGCAAGGUGGCCGCAAUUUUCGACACUGACAAGUUCAAGUGGGUAAACGGCCACCACGUUCGCAGAUUGAGUGAUGAGGAGGCACUUGCGAUGAUCGGGUCACAGUUGAAGGAGCAUGGCAUUGUCAAGGAGGUUUCUGGAGAGUUUGUGGCAAAAGCCUCGCAACUGCUCCGGGAAAGGAUUAGCACACUCACAGAGGCUGUGGAGGAACUGAAAUCAAUGAUGCACUUCGACCUCGAGGAAAUGCUGAAGACAGAUGUGGCUCAGCCAUACAUUGAAGAUGGUUCCAUCAAGGAGACUGCAAAGCUGCUCCUAGAUGCACAGGCCGAAGGGCAGUUCGAUGCCAUUGGCUCAGACCCGAAGGCAAUGCAACAUGUUGCCAAGCAGAUCGGAAAGGCAAGAGGAGGUGUGAAGAAGAAGGCUCUCCUCGUCCCCUUGCGCCUGUGUUUGACUUCUCAGGCUGCAGGUCCAGACAUGAACCUUUUUUUUGAGAUGUUGAAGGAAGUGGAUGACAAUGUUCUUUGCGAAUGUGUCUCGCUUGAAAAGAGAUUAGAAAUGCUGAAAGAAAAGUUUUUAGAGCAGCCGGUGCACGCCAGCUGACGUUGUGUUGCGACGUGAAAAGAGACCAAGCCUGCUUUCCACUACACAUCGAUGCAUCAUUGAGGAUC